Messenger RNA from Cyclospora cayetanensis, 372 nucleotides. Its product is annotated as probable prefoldin subunit 4. Gene Ontology annotation, biological process: protein folding. Lineage: Eukaryota; Apicomplexa; Conoidasida; Eucoccidiorida; Eimeriidae. The record is from RefSeq and is a predicted model, not a curated record. Gene Ontology annotation, cellular component: prefoldin complex; cytoplasm. The transcript is spliced from 2 exons. The coding region runs from base 1 to 372 and encodes 123 amino acids.
AUGGCAAGCGAAAUAGAUGUGUCGGAGGAGGCCCAAAAGCGGCUAUGCCGGUUCAGCUACCUCUCGCACAGCAUCGGCACCAUGGAGGAGAGGCUCGCAGUGCUGAAGAAGAAGAUCACGGCACUGAGCGACGCCAGCGAAGAAGUAGAAGUUUCCUUCACGGACGACGAUCUCUGGAUUAAAGUUGGUCAGUCAUGUUAUGUUCAGCAGAGCGCAGACGGCGUCCAGGAGCAUCUUUCUGCAGCUCAGGAGGAAACCCGUGCAGAAUUGCGAAAGCUGGAUAACACGCUUGCCGCCUACAGAAGCGAAAUGCUCGAGCUGAAGGCGAAGCUUUACGCGGAGUUCGGGAACCGCGUCAAUCUAGACAAAUGA